This is a messenger RNA of Rosa rugosa (rugosa rose), 735 nucleotides long. Its product is annotated as peptidyl-prolyl cis-trans isomerase CYP37, chloroplastic-like. Lineage: Eukaryota; Viridiplantae; Streptophyta; Magnoliopsida; Rosales; Rosaceae. Bases 1 to 648 code for a protein of 215 amino acids. The record is from RefSeq and is a predicted model, not a curated record. The transcript has 5 exons.
AUGGGUUUUCAGUCAUGCAGGGACUCGAAGACCAACGUACGUAGUACUCUUUCCAAUUCCUACAUGUCAACUAAUGGAUAUAAAAAGAAACUUGAGAGUUUAAUUGCUGUGAUACUUGUGGUUGUCCAAAUACCCUCGCCGCUUCCUUUGGUUGGUUGGGAGUUUUGGCCUAUAUCACCUGCGAAUGCGGUUCUUUAUUCUCCAGACACUAAGGUUCCCAGAACAGGAGAGUUAGCUUUAAGGAGGGCUAUACCUGCAAACACAAACAUGAAGGCCAUGCAGGAUUCUCUGGAGGAGAUACUUUACUUGCUGAGAAUCCCACAGAGAAAGCCUUAUGGAACCAUGGAGGGGAAUCAUGUGAAAAAAGCUCUAAAGAUAGCAACAGAUGAAAAGGACUCAAUUUUGGCAAGUGUACCCACAGACUUGAGGGAGAAGGGUUCCACCUUAUAUGCAUCUCUUAUCGAUGGAAAGGAUGGAUUGCAAGUUCUUCUUGGAUAUAUAAAGGAUAAGGAUGCAGAUAAAGUAUCUGUGGCGCUUGCAUCUUCACUGGAUACCAUUGCUGAGUUUGAGUUAUUACAGGCUCCAGGCCUGUCAUUCUUGUUGCCUGAGCAAUACCAGAGAUACCCAAGGUCAGUCUUAUCUCAGUAGUUCCUUUUGAGUGAUAUUCUUCAUCUGUUUGGGUGAUGAUAUAUACUACAUUCAUUUAACUAUUGAAAGCUAAAUUAGUCAGUCAUU